GCAUCGCUUUGGACAGAACAUCGUUCACCAACUGGACGACUCUAUUGGUACAAUGCCACCACGUCAACAUCCUCAUGGGAGCGUCCUGACGAUUUAAAAACACCUUCUGAGCGUGCAUUGGCUUCGACACCUUGGAAAGAGUAUCAAACUGCUGAGGGUCGUAAAUACUGGCACCACACCGAAACAAAGGAAACCACUUGGACGCUGCCGGAUGUGGUACGGGAGGCGAUCGAAAAAGCUGCCGCAUCAGCCCCAUCUGCGCCUGUCCCGCCGACCCCUGGUCCACCAGUGUCUUCAACGGCUCCCACAUCCACUCCUGCUUCUGCACCACCGCAUCCUGGUUUUGUACCCGCCACCCAAAACCCCGCGAUGGCUCCGAGCAUGAGACCUCCAGGUUCGAGCACACCCAAUACCUCGUCAGCCCCAGCAGGUUUUGUACCCCCCGCAGCUAGUCUGCCGCCUCGUCCAGUCACUUCCAUCCUGCACUCGGCACCGGUCCCUACACCCGUUACAACCACUCUGCCGGACUUCAAGACUCCUGAAGAAGCAGAGCGCGCUUUCAUCGGCCUUCUUCGAGUGAAAGGUGUUAAUCCUACCUGGACUUGGGAACAAACAAUGCGAGAUAUCAUUACCGAACCUCUCUACAAAGCCCUCGACACUCUGGCCGCUCGUAAAGCUGCGUGGGAAAAAUUCAUUGAUAACGAGCGCAAGCGAGAGAAAGAAAACAGAGAGAAGAAUAUCACUCGUGUCCGGGCAAGAGUUGAGAUCAAGUUGCCCGGAGCUCCACCAAAACUCUGGUGGACUUACGAGCGUCUCAAAAGGGAGAUGGAAUUGCGCGCUCCUGACGUUUGGAAACUUGCCCGGGACGACGAAGAGCGCAAAAUCUUAUGGGAAGACUACUUGACUGACCUCCGACAGAAGGAAACAACGGCCGCCAAUCAAUUACGGGGCAGACAGCAGGAAAAAUUAACAGACUUGUUGAGGGCUCAUGAAGAAAAGUUGGAUUUAUCUGGCGACCUUGAGACUAUGCAAUGGCGUGUUGCCCAAGAAGCGAUCUUGCGCAGCGAAUUUUUCCAAAACGACGACGAUUUGCGAAAGAUGGACGACCUCGACAUGCUGAUGGUGUUUGAAGAAGAAGUCAAGCGAGCCGAGAAAGAUUCGAACGCAACGAAAGCCAAACAGAAGGAAGACAAACGACGCGCUUACCGGAAGGCUCGGGCCGCAUAUAUCCAACUACUACAUGAACUGAAACUAAAAGGCGAAAUUCAACCUGGCGCUAUGUGGAAAGAGGUCUACCCUCUUAUAGAAGCUGACGAGCGAUACCAAAAUUUAGUUGGAAACCCGGGUAGCUCUCCACUUGAGUUGUUCUGGGACCUAGUGGACGAUCUAGAUCAAGAAACUGAAGAAAAAGCCAAAAUCGUCCAGGGCAUUUUGGCUGAUCAACAAAAAACUAUCACUGAGACCACGGAACUCGAUCAAUUCUUAAGUUGGCUCGAUGGUCAUGCAGAUGCAGCGGUUCUGGACAAAAAGACUUUGACGUAUGUCUUCAUAAUGUUACAUGAUGAUGUCGUUCGAGUGGCUAAAGAGGAAAGGCGGAGAUUCGAGAAACGUUUGCGCAACCAGAUUGAAGACUUGCGAUAUGCACUUAAAAAGUUGUCGCCACCAAUCGAGCUAGAUACGCCUUAUGAAGAAGCUAUCGAGCGUUUUUCGCAUAUGCAAGAAUACAAGUCACUUGAUGGGCAAGAGGAUGGUCGGAAGGAAGCCUUUAGCAGGUAUAUGGAGCGUUUGAAGGAGAAAGCUACCUUGGAAGAAAAGAGAAAUAAGCGAAAAGAUGAUGAUCCUCCAAGAGCCGAUUACAGAAAGAAAUCCUUACUCCAACAUUCAGACGACGAAGGAAGUAUCAUAUCAAGUUCCAAGCGCAAAAAGAGGGACUUAUUAGAUGAGGAUAAGCCUAACCGACAUUCCUCACCUCGAAGCGGUCGACGUGAUGACAUACAUUCCUCUCCCCGGGCUCCGAAGGACUCGCGCGAAGACAGAGACCACGACCGGGGUAAAGAGCGUGAUCGGAAUGGGGCAAGGGAUCGUGAUUAUGAUCGUGAGAAGGAUACCCCUCGGGAUCGUGCGCGUAGUAAGGCACCCGCUAGGGGAGCAGACGUGGAACCUGAAGCAGAACGAGAUCAUCCGAAGGAGGAUAUUCGGAAUCUGGAUUCAGAUCGAUCCAGGAAUCGGGACAGAGAUAGAGAUAGAAGCCGAGAUACGAACCGUGACCGUGACCGUGACCGCGACCGCGACCGCACUCGAGACCGAGAUCACAGAGACCGCACGAAAGACCGUCCCGAUGAUCGUGAUCGAGCUCGUACGUCCAUAUCUCAGACGGAUGAUAGAGAUCGACGAAGGAAAGACUUCGACACGGAUCGACAUAACCAGAGGCACCAUCGCUCACGCAAAGAUCGUGACUACGAUGAGCGCGACCGCGAUCGUCAUCGAUCCAGCCGAUAUGAAGAUGAAGAUGGACCUGUUCCCGAAAAGAAAUCUGAAGGAAUUAAAGACGGCCGGGCUGAUUUGGUCGACAAAAGAGCUCGAAGUACUGAGCUCGCCGAUAACCUCACUCGGCCCGUAAACAAUGAAGAAGAGCGUGAAUUGAAAGUAAGUUGA
Melampsora larici-populina 98AG31 is the source of this 2655-nucleotide messenger RNA. RefSeq lists its product as uncharacterized. Lineage: Eukaryota; Fungi; Basidiomycota; Pucciniomycetes; Pucciniales; Melampsoraceae. The transcript is spliced from 3 exons. Gene Ontology annotation, cellular component: U1 snRNP; U2-type prespliceosome. Gene Ontology annotation, biological process: mRNA cis splicing, via spliceosome. The annotation marks the transcript as partial. The record is from RefSeq and is a predicted model, not a curated record. Gene Ontology annotation, molecular function: RNA binding; protein binding.